Molecule: messenger RNA, 1879 nt
Organism: Pelodiscus sinensis (Chinese soft-shelled turtle)
Lineage: Eukaryota; Metazoa; Chordata; Testudines; Trionychidae
Gene: FHL1
Product: four and a half LIM domains 1
Biological process (GO): muscle organ development
Molecular function (GO): transmembrane transporter binding
Source: RefSeq, a predicted model, not a curated record
UCCCCUCUAGCAUCAGGGGCCAGGGAAGCUGCUCCUGUACGUGGCUGCAAGCGGGGUGUUGAGCAAGCGCUUCAACCUGCGGCUUUGCAGCAGAGUCUCGUUCCGGGCCCAGUAGUUACACCGUGGGCACCAUGUCGGAGCGCUUUGAUUGCCACUACUGCCGUGACGCGCUGCAUGGGAAGAAGUAUGUACAGAAGGAGGGGCGCCACUGCUGCGUGAAGUGCUUUGAAAAAUUCUGCGCCAACACCUGUAUCGAGUGCAAGAAACCCAUUGGGGCUGAUGCCAAGGAGCUGCAUUUCAAAAACCGCUACUGGCAUGAUAGCUGCUUCCGUUGCUUUAAGUGCUACACAUCUCUGGUUAACGAGCCCUUCAUGCUAAAGGAGAACAAUAAAGUUUGGUGUAGCAACUGUGGUGCUGCUGAGGGUGCAAACAAAUGCAAAGGUUGCUUCAAAGCUAUUAUUGCAGGUGACCAAAAUGUUGAAUACAAGAAGUCACAUUGGCAUAAGGAAUGUUUCACAUGCAGUCAGUGCAAGCAAGUGAUAGGAACUGGCAGCUUCUUCCCCAAAGGAGACGAGAUCUUCUGUGUCUCUUGCCAUGAAGAUAAGUUUGCCAAGCUGUGUUUUAAGUGCAAGAAAGCCAUAACUUCUGGAGGACUCACUUACCAGGAGCAGCCUUGGCAUUCUGAGUGCUUCAUCUGUACUGGCUGCUCAAAGCAGAUUGGUGGGAAGCGCUUCACAGCUGUGGAGGAUCAGUUCUACUGCGUUGAUUGCUACAAGUCCUUUGUUGCCAAGAAGUGUGUUGGCUGCAAGAGCCCCAUUACAGGGUUUGGAAGAGGAUCCACCGUAGUCAGCCACGAAGGCCAAUCCUGGCAUGACUAUUGUUUCAAGUGUACCAAAUGCUCCCGUCCUUUGGCUAACAGGCGCUUUGUCUAUCAUAAUGAGCAAAUUUACUGUGCUGACUGUCCCCAUAGACUGUAAGGAGCAGCUUCAGCCUUUGCUGUAAAAUGGAUCAGAGCCUUGCUCUUAUAACUGAGCUGCUGCUUCAGGGCCUGCUAAAGGAGCAGGAGCAUGCAUAUUAAACCCUGCCUUUUUCCAUUUUACAGAAGGGGGCAGCCCUCCAGCCCCACCAUAUUUCAGCUUGUUUGAUUUUAGACGUUAAGGUUCUGCAGUAACAAUUUACUCAGUAGUAAAACUAAUGUUGCUUUCAGGACAACCAUUAAGAUAAAAGCUUGAGAUGCCAGAACGUUAGGUAUAGCUAUAAAUAUCUAACCAUUGCCUCUUCUGCAUUAUUAGCACAGAGUAAAACAAAAGCUGAUUUUGUAACUUAUGGUGAAGUUUGACACUUAAUGAAAUAGUUUUUGACAAGGAACAUACAAAUCUUUGCACUCACUGAAACCAAAAAAAACCCAGCAGUGAGGAGAUGCAAUGAUCACACCCAGGAUCAUAGAUAUGGUGCUUCAUAAUUAUGCAUUCACGAGUACUUUAUACACAGACAUGCAGUUAGUAGCUGCACAUUAAUUGCCUUUGCUUAUACUAAACUAUAAAGCAACUUACAACAAGUAUAUGGUAUGGCUUUUGUUUAUCAUGUAUAGUUCAUGUUUUACUACUAUAGUUUAGCAAGGGAGAACGGUAAAACAGAUUGAUGGCAAUUUUAACUUAAGGUUUACUACUCCUGAUUUUAAAUUGGCUUGUCAGCGGGUUUUGCUUACCAGCUUUUUUACUUUAAUUAUGCUGUACCUACCUGGUUUACUGACUAUCUUCAAGAAGUUAUUCUUUCAAACAUAUAAUGAAUGUAUAUGCAUUUUAAAAACAUUGUAGGAGACCUCUACCAUGUCAACAAGUUAUUUUAAGAUCAUAUAAUAAAAAUUAGAUUAAUGCUU